AUGUCGUCUUCGAUAACACCUUUUUAUCGUCCUGGAGUGUUUCCUGCCUUAUCCUCUCGUCUCCUCACUACUGCCUCUCAAUCACUUCGAGCGGCUAUUCAACAACAGCUUAUACUUAAAAAGUUUUUACAAUACACCUUUACACGAAGUUCAGUUCCUAUAGCUAAUAGCAACCCUUGGUUGAAAGAACGCAUGAAGGUUGGAAAAGUUGAUGCUGGAGAAGAUGCUUUUUUCUAUGUAGGGACAAAUGAAGGAGUAGCUUUAGGAGUUGCGGAUGGCGUCGGUGGCUGGACUCAAAUGGGUAUAGAUCCAGCUACGUUUUCAUGGGCAUUAAUGGACAAUGCUGCAAGUAUCGCAAAAGAAUUUAGUUCAUAUAAACUUCCAUUAUUUAAUGCACCCAAUGGGUCUACUGAUAUUUUGGAUGCAAAAGAAAUAUUAAAUGGUGCAUUCGACAAAUUGAUAAAGAGUGGAAAAGUUAAAGCCG
Messenger RNA from Dentiscutata heterogama, 484 nucleotides. Lineage: Eukaryota; Fungi; Glomeromycota; Glomeromycetes; Diversisporales; Gigasporaceae. The record is from the annotation of a GenBank genome assembly.